This is a messenger RNA of Labrus mixtus (cuckoo wrasse), 2118 nucleotides long. RefSeq names its product Src homology 2 domain containing transforming protein D, b (gene shdb). Gene Ontology annotation, molecular function: phosphotyrosine residue binding. The transcript is spliced from 8 exons. The record is from RefSeq and is a predicted model, not a curated record. NCBI's taxonomy places the organism in Eukaryota, Metazoa, Chordata, Actinopteri, Labriformes, Labridae. The coding region runs from base 290 to 1555 and encodes 421 amino acids.
UCGACUGAGUUUGUCUCGGAGCUGUAGUCGUUCACUUCACUAGUCUAGCACACGUUUGCCGUCAGAGGAGCACCGGAGGAUUUGCUCUUGUUUUGUUCAAGAAAGCGGCUCUUUUUUUCUUUUCUUUUUCUUUUUCUUGCUUUUGAGGAAUAAAAGCGCGAGCACUUCUCUGUGCCGUUUUGUUGCGAUCGAUAUGAAGAAUCAAGAAAUAAAACGUCCAAAGUGGCCGAAGGACUGAAUAGGAUUGCUUCCUGCUCUCACUCCACAACUCACAAGAAGCAGAGCUGCGAUGGCCAAGUGGCUGAAAGACUACCUGAGCUUCGGCAGCAGGAAGGUGCCUCCUCAGCCGCCCACGCCUGACUACACAGAGAGCGAGAUUCUUAAAGCAUACCGCCUCCAGAGGGACCUUGACUUUGAGGAUCCAUACGAGGAAUCUGAAAACAGACCCAGAGGCGAGUCUGGGACUUCUGACCCUGCUACACCUGUGUAUGGGUCUCCAAUGAAGACAUCCACUGUGGAUAUGAAAUCUCCCAAACACAGACUGAUCAAAGUGGAUUCACAGGAGCUGGGGCGCACCAAGAUCCUCCUCAGUGCCAUCUCUUUAGAGGACCAGCAAGAGCCUGUGGUGCCAUCAGCCCCGCUGGCAGGAGACACAGAUUACUCUGACCCGUUUGAUGCUCGCUUAGACCACAGGCCAGAACCAGAUUACGGACCUGCUCCCUGCGAGAACAAUGGCUACAUGGAACCAUACGAGGCCCAGAGGGUCAUAACAGAGCUGCAGCGAGGACCAGGAGGAGGGCGAUCCCGGGGCGGGGUGCAGCUCUACGACACACCUUAUGAAGACGAGCGAGGCCAGCGCCCUGGUUUUCUGUACGGGGAACCUCAGGAGGAGGGUAAGGAGAGCAGCAGGCUGCCGCAAGAUGAUGAGCGACCAGCUGAUGAGUACGACCAACCCUGGGAAUGGAAAAAGGACAACAUCUCCAAAGCUUUUGCAGAGAUGAGGGAGUUGUCGGAGUUGCCCUGGCCUGCCCCGGUGGGUCAGAUGGAGGAGGAGCACCCCGUCAGAGAGCAAGUGCAGUUUGACGGCGCUGAAUGGGACCGCUCCUCGUCGCCCACAGACAGGUUGCGUCCUCCGGGGCCCAGAUCCAGCCCACUGGCAGGAGGGGGGAUGAAGUUUCGAAUGCCGCAGGACGGCCUGUCCACGGUUGGGGAGAGAGUGGACCCAACUCUGCCUCUGGAGAAGCAGGUAUGGUACCACGGUUCACUGUCGCGUUCAGAAGCAGAGUCGCUGUUAACGCUGUGUAAAGAGUGCAGCUACCUGGUGAGGAACAGUCAGACCAACCGCUCUGACUACUCCUUGUCCCUGCGGAGCUGCCAGGGUUUCAUGCACAUGAAGUUCACAAAAUGCAAAGACGGAAAGUACGUGCUCGGGCAGAACAGUCCUCCGUUUGAGACCAUAUCAGAGGUCAUCCACUUCUACACCACGCACAAACUCCCGAUCCGAGGAGCCGAGCACCUGUCUCUGCUGUUCCCCGUGCUCGUGCAGACACUCUGAUUGACCCUGAACCUCCUCCUUGAACUCCAGGGUUUUAUUGUGAUCGGACACUUGAAUGUUUUUUUUUUUAGCUCUCCCGAGCUGAGAAAAGGACCCUGUUCUCUUGUUGGACUGGACUACUUUUGAUGACUCAAAUGCCCUCACCCACCACUGCUGUUGUACCUGUGCCAAAAGUCUCUAACACCCGGGGGAUUGAUUUGCAUGAAUUGCAAUACCUGAACUUUAGGCUACCCCUCUCUCAUCUUCUCGCUGAGCAAAUAUGGGCAGACUUUAGGGCAUCGGAAACUUCUCCUUUUUCAAAUGUAUUUCUGACUGAAACGCAGAGGACGCUAGCAGAGCUGUACCUGAGAGAGGGUAUGUAAAUUGUGAAUGUACCGUUGCCCCAGUUUACAGAAGACCUACAGAAGAUUGAGAUAGAAUUACUGCUGUUUCCACAAAAACACCUCACUUACACUUGUUAAUAUAUUGCUGUUGUCAGGUGAAAACCUUGCUUGUCAUAUUUGCAGAAUUUUCAAGUUUAUACUCUAAUCAAUAAAUUGAAUUGCUGUGUAUAAGACGAGAAA